AUGAGAAUCGGGGUAAAAGGUACAGCUCCUCCCAGAAACCCAGGAGACCUGAAGCUCCACCCCUCAGUUACAGGUACAGCUCCUCCCAGAAACCAAGGAGACCUGAAGCUCCACCCCUCAGUUACAGGUACAGCUCCUCCCAGAAACCCAGGAGACCUGAAGCUCCACCCCUCAGUUACAGGUACAGCUCCUCCCAGAAACCCAGGAGACCUGAAGCUCCACCCCUCAGUUACAGGUACAGCUCCUCCCAGAAACCCAGGAGACCUGAAGCUCCACCCCUCAGUUACAGGUACAGCUCCUCCCAGAAACCCAGGAGACCUGAAGCUCCACCCCGCAGUUACAGGUACAGCUCCUCCCAGAAACCCAGGAGACCUGAAGCUCCACCCCUCAGUUACAGAAGACCUGAAGCUCCACCCCUUAGUUACAGGUACAGCUCCUCCCAGAAACCCAGGAGACCUGAAGCUCCACCCCUCAGUUACAGGUACAGCUCCUCCCAGAAACCCAGGAGACCUGAAGCUCCACCCCUCAGUUACAGGUACAGCUCCUCCCAGAAACCAAGGAGACCUGAAGCUCCACCCCUCAGUUACAGGUACAGCUCCUCCCAGAAACCCAGGAGACCUGAAGCUCCACCCCUCAGUUACAGGUACAGCUCCUCCCAGAAACCCAGGAGACCUGAAGCUCCACCCCUCAGUUACAGGUACAGCUCCUCCCAGAAACCCAGGAGACCUGAAGCUCCACCCCUCAGUUACAGGUACAGCUCCUCCCAGAAACCCAGGAGACCUGAAGCUCCACCCCGCAGUUACAGGUACAGCUCCUCCCAGAAACCCAGGAGACCUGAAGCUCCACCCCUCAGUUACAGAAGACCUGAAGCUCCACCCCUUAGUUACAGGUACAGCUCCUCCCAGAAACCCAGGAGACCUGAAGCUCCACCCCUCAGUUACAGGUACAGCUCCUCCCAGAAACCCAGGAGACCUGAAGCUCCACCCCUCAGUUACAGGUACAGCUCCUCCCAGAAACCCAGGAGACCUGAAGCUCCACCCCUCAGUUACAGGUACAGCUCCUCCCAGAAACCCAGGAGACCUGAAGCUCCACCCCUCAGUUACAGGUACAGCUCCUCCCAGAAACCCAGGAGACCUGAAGCUCCACCCCUCAGUUACAGGUACAGCUCCUCCCAGAAACCCAGGAGACCUGAAGCUCCACCCCUCAGUUACAGGUACAGCUCCUCCCAGAAACCCAGGAGACCUGAAGCUCCACCCCGCAGUUACAGGUACAGCUCCUCCCAGAAACCCAGGAGACCUGAAGCUCCACCCCUCAGUUACAGAAGACCUGAAGCUCCACCCCUCAGUUACAGGUACAGCUCCUCCCAGAAACCCAGGAGACCUGAAGCUCCACCCCUCAGUUACAGAAGACCUGAAGCUCCACCCCUCAGUUACAGGUACAGCUCCUCCCAGAAACCCAGGAGACCUGAAGCUCCACCCCUCAGUUACAGAAGACCUGAAGCUCCACCCCUCAGUUACAGGUACAGCUCCUCCCAGAAACCCAGGAGACCUGAAGCUCCACCCCUCAGUUACAGGUACAGCUCCUCCCAGAAACCCAGGAGACCUGAAGCUCAACCCCUCAGUUACAGGUACAGCUCCUCCCAGAAACCCAGGAGACCUGAAGCUCCACCCCUCAGUUACAGGUACAGCUCCUCCCAGAAACCCAGGAGACCUGAAGCUCCACCCCUCAGUUACAGGUACAGCUCCUCCCAGAAACCCAGGAGACCUGAAGCUCCACCCCUCAGUUACAGGUACAGCUCCUCCCAGAAACCCAGGAGACCUGAAGCUCCACCCCUCAGUUACAGGUACAGCUCCUCCCAGAAACCCAGGAGACCUGAAGCUCCACCCCUCAGUUACAGGUACAGCUCCUCCCAGAAACCCAGGAGACCUGAAGCUCCACCCCUCAGUUACAGGUACAGCUCCUCCCAGAAACCCAGGAGACCUGAAGCUCCACCCCUCAGUUACAGGUACAGCUUCUCCCAGAAACCCAGGAGACCUGAAGCUCCACCCCGCAGUUACAGGUACAGCUCCUCCCAGAAACCCAGGAGACCUGAAGCUCCACCCCUCAGUUACAGGUACAGCUCCUCCCAGAAACCCAGGAGACCUGAAGCUCCACCCCUCAGUUACAGGUACAGCUCCUCCCAGAAACCCAGGAGACCUGAAGCUCCACCCCUCAGUUACAGGUACAGCUCCUCCCAGAAACCCAGGAGACCUGAAGCUCCACCCCUCAGUUACAGGUACAGCUCCUCCCAGAAACCCAGGAGACCUGAAGCUCCACCCCUCAGUUACAGGUACAGCUCCUCCCAGAAACCCAGGAGACCUGAAGCUCCACCCCUCAGUUACAGGUACAGCUCCUCCCAGAAACCCAGGAGACCUGAAGCUCCACCCCUCAGUUACAGGUACAGCUCCUCCCAGAAACCCAGGAGACCUGAAGCUCCACCCCGCAGUUACAGGUACAGCUCCUCCCAGAAACCCAGGAGACCUGAAGCUCCACCCCUCAGUUACAGAAGACCUGAAGCUCCACCCCUCAGUUACAGGUACAGCUCCUCCCAGAAACCCAGGAGACCUGAAGCUCCACCCCUCAGUUACAGAAGACCUGAAGCUCCACCCCUCAGUUACAGGUACAGCUCCUCCCAGAAACCCAGGAGACCUGAAGCUCCACCCCUCAGUUACAGAAGACCUGAAGCUCCACCCCUCAGUUACAGGUACAGCUCCUCCCAGAAACCCAGGAGACCUGAAGCUCCACCCCUCAGUUACAGAAGACCUGAAGCUCCACCCCUCAGUUACAGGUACAGCUCCUCCCAGAAACCCAGGAGACCUGAAGCUCCACCCCUCAGUUACAGGUACAGCUCAUCACCUGUGA
Messenger RNA from Oncorhynchus keta (chum salmon), 2901 nucleotides. Its product is annotated as proline-rich protein 36-like. Lineage: Eukaryota; Metazoa; Chordata; Actinopteri; Salmoniformes; Salmonidae. The record is from RefSeq and is a predicted model, not a curated record. The transcript has 13 exons. The coding region runs from base 1 to 2901 and encodes 966 amino acids.